AUGUUCAAGAAGUCGAGCAAGCCGAAGAACGUGCGGAAGCGGCAGCUGCUGAGCGAGGACCAGGACCGGGACAGCAGCAGCAGCGGCGGGGGCGACGAGGACGCGUCAGCAGGCGGGAAUGGCCCGCCUAAGUCGAAGAGUGCGCGCCGAGCCGAGGGCAAGCUCGCCUUCAGCUCCGCCUCCUCUCAGCAGCGCGCAGCGCGCGCCGCAGCGGCGGAAGCGGGGGCGGACGGCGCCGCGGAGGGUCCCGCGAAGCCAGCAGUCAGCUUCGCGUACGAGUCGGACCGACGCGUGCAGGUAAAGGGCGUGCCUCGAGACGCGCUAGUUUUGAGCUUUUCCUCCCUUCCCUUUCCCCUCAUCUUUCCUCUCCUUCCCCUGCAGAUGGCAUCGGACAGCCGUGCGACGGCGACAAUAGAGACGGAGACGGAGUUUGACCGCGACUCGCGCGCCAUCCGCGAGAAGGUGCUGAAGCAGGCGGAGGAGGCGCUCAAGGGCAGGGCGCGCGAGGGGGGUUCCGCUGCUGCUGGCCCCGCAGGCCCGCCGGGGAGCAAGAAGGAGGUUUACAAGGGCAUGGCUGGCUACGCAGACCACACGGCAGGCUUCAGGCGAGAGCACACAGUGGCGAGUGAGAAGGCAACGGGUGCACACGGGCCCCUGCGUGCCUCCACACACAUCCGAUGGUCCGUGCGGUUUGACUACCAGCCGGACCUCUGUAAAGACUAUAAAGAGACUGGCUAUUGCGGGUACGGGGACUCGUGCAAGUUUUUGCAUGAUCGUGGAGAUUACAAGGCGGGGUGGCAGAUUGAGAGGGAGUGGCAGGAGAAGGAGAAGAGGAGGAAAGAGGCGGCUGCACUGGGGAUGUUGGAGGAAGGGGAUGGGGGAGAAGGGGAGGAGGAGGAAGAUGAUGAUGACGAUCUGCCGUUUGCGUGCUUCAUCUGUCGGCAGUCGUUUGUGGAUCCGGUGGUUACGAAGUGCCGGCAUUACUUCUGCGAGCACUGCGCCCUCAAGCACCACUCGCGCAACAAGAACUGCUUUGUGUGCGAGCAGCCGACCCAGGGUGUGUUCAACACGGCACAUGACAUCAUCAAGCGUGUGAAAGAGCGGGCUGCCAAGGAGGCCAAGGACAAGGAGGAGGUUGCCAAGGGAGCGGGGAGCUCCAGACCAGAAGCUGCUGGUGGUGAUGAGAACCUGCAAGCAGAGGAACCCCAAGCAGAGGGUCUUCGGCAGUACGAGGACGAGGCGAGGCGGUUCUCCAUCCGGGUGCCGGCGGCGUGGGAGCAGCGCGACAAGGCGGGCGCGACGGCGCUCUUCGCGAACCCCGAGCGGCGCGGCGACACCCUGGGCGUGGUGGUGAACCCCGUGCGCGUGCGAUCCCUGCGCGACUUUGGUGACAUUGACUACGUGGCGACCAGACUGCUGGACGCAGAGCGACGCAAGGAGAGCACCAAGAGCGCGGAGAUCUUGUCGCAGAGAGUGAAAGAGCUAGCGGGAGGUAUCCCGCUGUACCAGAUAGAGUACGCACUCGCCAGCACCAGAGGCAGCAAGCGGAUACUAACGGCAGUGACUAUAGCAGAUAGGAAGCUGUACAUUGUGAACAUUGCAGUGGCGGAUUCGGAGAGUGAGCCCGUGGAUCUCGCCACCCUGGGAAUGCUCCGCAGAGCUCUGGACUCGUUUGCCCUUCUGAGCUGA
This is a messenger RNA of Closterium sp. Naga37s-1, 1689 nucleotides long. NCBI's taxonomy places the organism in Eukaryota, Viridiplantae, Streptophyta, Zygnematophyceae, Desmidiales, Closteriaceae. The record is from the annotation of a GenBank genome assembly.